Molecule: messenger RNA, 2540 nt
Organism: Drosophila elegans
Lineage: Eukaryota; Metazoa; Arthropoda; Insecta; Diptera; Drosophilidae
Gene: Vps26
Product: vacuolar protein sorting-associated protein 26
Exons: 2
Coding region: 308-1774 (488 amino acids)
Biological process (GO): intracellular protein transport; retrograde transport, endosome to Golgi
Cellular component (GO): retromer complex; endosome
Source: RefSeq, a predicted model, not a curated record
ACGCUGUGGUGUGAAAAAUUGCAAUUUUUUUCAUUUCACACACACAGAGACGCGACACACACGCAAGCAGCGCAACGAAGGACCAACAAAAAGGCCGCAGAAAAACGCCCAAAUAAGCCGAGGAGCUACGGAAAAGGAUAUCUAAAGGAUACACCCGUAUUGGGAACGCCGAAAAGGAGGAACACAGCGCCGACAUUCCAGCGAAGCAGCAAGAAGCAGCGGCGGAAGAAGAAGCAGCAGCAGAGGCGGGGGCAAGAAGAAGAAGAAGAGGAAGAAGCCGAUUCCAUCGACUCGACGUUUAUCAAUUAUGAAUUUCCUGGGUUUCGGCCAGUCAGCGGACAUUGAGAUAGUCUUCGAUGGAGCGGAGCACAAGACCGCCGAGGUCAAAGGGGAGGACGGCAAGGUGGAGAAGAUGCUGCUCUUCUACGACGGAGAGACGGUAUCCGGCAAGGUGAACGUGACACUCAAGAAGCCCGGCAGCAAGCUGGAGCACCAGGGCAUCAAGAUCGAGUUCAUCGGCCAAAUCGAGCUGUUCUACGACCGAGGAAACCAUCAUGAAUUCAAAUGUCUGGCCAAGGCACUGGCCCGUCCCGGCGAUCUCAUCCAGAACAACAGCUACCCCUUCGACUUUCCCAACGUGGAGAAGCAGUUCGAGGUGUAUGCUGGAUCGAAUGUGCGCCUGCGGUACUUCCUGCGCGCCACCAUCGUCCGUCGGAUCAGCGACAUCACCAAGGAGGUGGAUAUCGCCGUGCACACGCUGUGCAGCUACCCGGAGAUGAACAACCCCAUCAAGAUGGAGGUGGGCAUCGAGGACUGCCUGCACAUCGAGUUCGAGUACAACAAGAGCAAGUACCACCUGCGGGACACGAUCAUCGGCAAGAUCUACUUUCUGCUGGUGCGCAUCAAGAUCAAGCACAUGGAGAUCGCGAUCAUCAAGCGCGAGAGCACGGGCACAGGUCCCACGAUGUUCAACGAGAACGAGACGAUCGCCAAGUACGAGAUCAUGGACGGGGCGCCCGUCAAGGGCGAAAGCAUACCCAUCCGGGUCUUCCUCGCCGGUUACAAUCUCACGCCCACCAUGCGGGACAUCAACAAGAAGUUCUCCGUCAAGUAUUUCCUCAACCUGGUUCUAAUGGACACCGAGGACCGGCGCUACUUCAAGCAGCAGGAGAUCACGCUGUGGCGCAAGGCGGACAUUCCGCGCUACCACGGAGCUCAGCAGCAGCAACAGCAGCAUCAGCAGCACCAGCACGUCCCGCUGCACGCUCCGCCGCAUCUGGUCAGCGGCCCGGCGGCGCCCACGGUGGCUCACUCUCUGAUCAGCUCCAGCACGGACAGCGGGGAGGCGGGCGGAGCUCCUCCGGCAGCGCCAGGCACUGCGGGUUCCGAGUCCAAGAUGGGUCUGUUCACCAGAGAGAGCCCCAACCAGGAGUUCAGCCAGCAGCAGAUGGACUCGCCGCCGCUGACGCCCACUCCCGCAUCAGUUCCAGUCACCAUGCCUACGCCUACGCCGGCGUCAGCAUCUGCUCUAGAACCGACUCCCGAACGGGGAAUGGGCGAUGGAGCCGCCGCGGCCACCACAAGUGCCUCGCCCGUUGCCAUGCUCUCCAGUUCGCCGCCGCCAUUGCUGCCAGCAUCGCCGCUCUCCCGUUCCGAUGGCGAUUCCUCGGAGCUGGUUCCGGUGCAGCCAGAGGAUGAUCCGCAGGCCGGAGACACAGUAACGGCAUCGGGAGCUGCGAAAAAGGCCAGCGUUACGCCCUUGGCCGCCGAUUGAGUGAAAAUCUGGAGAGCAUCUCCAUCAUAAGCAGCAUAAACAGCAGGCGGAACUAUUACGCAUAUAAUCGUAUACAGCAGAGGAGCAGUAGCAGCAACAAAUAUGCAUAUAUCUAUUUUUUUAAAGUUAAUUUAAAAUUGUUACAAAAUGUUUUAUUGAGGUUAUGCGCAUCAUUUACCAAAAGCAAGCAAAACGCAAAUGAUAGUAACGAAAAACAAACGAAAAACGAAACCUAGGACAAAUGAGACACAGGAGGCGAUCUCUAGGCGUUUCCGUUGGUAGUAUUGCUAAAGAAAACCAGGAAGAGAUGGCGAAGGACUCCGAACCUAAACCCAAAUCCUAAAACUAGUUAAACCCCCUAGUAUUCAGAUGACCAUUCCCUAUCCUCGGGGCGUUUGGAAAAUAUGAUUUUUCCAUUUGAAAAAUGUUGAAAUUACUUUCUAAAAGUGAGAAUCCCUGAAAUUGAAAUCAAAGUGUGCAUUAAACUAACAAACUCCAAUACAGAUAAAAGCAACAAGCUAACAAAAAACAAGACAAAACACCCAUUAAAUAAUAAAGUUUUAGUCUAUAGCGUACUAACGAAUCGAUGCUGGGAAGGUUCUGAUUAUGACCGGACUCUCCGGAGGAUCGGAAAACAUGUUACAUGCCUUGCAUAUGUACAUAACACAGUUCAUAUACAUAAAAUACACGAAAUAUUGAAAUAUAUAUACACUUAGAAACGCAAUUAAACGAAUAAAAGCGACUCGAACGCCAAACACGAAACAAA